AUGGACUCUUCACACACGACCACAACUGUCACGACAGACAACACCCAACACAUGGACCACAAGAGCCAACAAUACGCCAGAAGUCGUUGGAACGGCUGGAAUGGGAACCGAUGCGUGGACCGCAAGCACUACACCCAAGCCAUCGACUUCUACACCACUGCCAUCCACUUGUAUCCAUACGAAUACCGCUAUUUCGUCAACAGAUCCUAUUGUUGGGAUCAGUUGCACAACUUCGAGAGAGCCCUCUGUGACGGCCAUCAGGCACUCGCUCUCGACCAACACAACAGUAAAUGUCAUUUCCGUGUCGGAAGGGCUCUGAAGGGACUGAAGCGACUGCGAGAGGCAGAGCACCACUUCCUGCAAGUGAUGCGAUUGGAGGCCAACACCUGUCACGAGGCCAUCGACGAGCUGACGCACGUCCGCACACUCGCCGCCAUCGAGUGCGGUGUCGGACACACCGUCGCGUCACAAGUGGCCAAUCGGUCCAAGAAUAUUGAGGACACCAUCGACACCAUCACCAAAGACCAGAUAAACCUGUCCUACGAUAAGACAAACGCGUCGUCCGCUAAAAGAGUUUUGUCUGAAACUCAAAACAAUUGUCUCCCGAAAGAGAGAUCCAGUGAACACUCGGAUGUGAAGCACAGAAUAGAUGUUCCGUUGACUCAUACUAACUCUUAUUCGAGUGGAAAGGGAUGUAAUCCUGAGAGGAAUGUCCUCAAAAAGAUUAGCGAUUUUCUGUUGAAUACAAAUACGGAUUCGAAUGACAAUAAGAGUGAAGACAAUCUGGUCUUCAUUUGUGAACCAAUCAAACGAUCCAUUCGUGAGAACAAAAGGGAUCCGAAGAAUCGAUUUGAAGACAAUAAGUCUAUUGAUUCGUUUGGAAGCGAACCAGAGAUUAGCAAUGAAUGCAAUUUGAAGAGUGGUUUCAACCGGAGGAAUGGUCGCAGAACUGAAUCAACUGAUCAAAUGAACGCCGUUUGGGACGACUCCAAGAGGAAUGGCUCUUCUUUUCGCUCAUAUAAUAAUAGUUACAAUGAAUUGAAUCGAAAAUCUGAACCAACAAAUGUGUGGCGAUUCAAAGGUCUUUGUGUGUCAAACAUCAUACCCAACGAACACACAAAGAGACAAUUGCGAGACAUUCUCAGCACUUAUGGCACUAUUGUUGCCAUUCAUGUGAUCCCUGAAAGACAAACCGCUGUCAUUCACUUCGAUAACCCAGAGUCACCCCGGGUUGCCAUGUCUAGGCUUCAGCCAAGUAAUGAAUACUACUUAUGGAAGACGUCGGGUGAGUGUUACUUCUGGAGGACUACCGGUUGCAAUCAGUACAGGUCCUGUAGACUCAAACACAUCCCCGCCAACAAAGGUGUUGAUCUACAGCCCUGGAUGCAAUCGAAACUCCAAACACGAAACAAACGAUACAACAGAAGAGCGUUUGAAGAUUUCUAA
Messenger RNA from Oppiella nova, 1446 nucleotides. Lineage: Eukaryota; Metazoa; Arthropoda; Arachnida; Sarcoptiformes; Oppiidae. The record is from the annotation of a GenBank genome assembly.